Meriones unguiculatus (Mongolian gerbil) is the source of this 6532-nucleotide messenger RNA. It is a transcript of the gene Nr6a1, whose product is annotated as nuclear receptor subfamily 6 group A member 1. Gene Ontology annotation, biological process: regulation of DNA-templated transcription. The record is from RefSeq and is a predicted model, not a curated record. Bases 194 to 1681 code for a protein of 495 amino acids. Lineage: Eukaryota; Metazoa; Chordata; Mammalia; Rodentia; Muridae. The transcript is spliced from 11 exons. Gene Ontology annotation, molecular function: DNA-binding transcription factor activity; zinc ion binding; sequence-specific DNA binding.
CUGGCCAGUGCUGAGGGGGCGCGGCGCGGAGGGGCGCGGAGCCGGGCGGCUCGGGGGCCCAGAGUGCGCGGCGGCCGGGAGCCCGCUGGCUCCUGACAGCCCCCUCCCCCCCGGCGGACGACCACGACGACGACUGCGAGGGCGCGAGUCAUGGCGGAGCAGCGAAGCCAGCGGGGGCCCUGAGCACCGCCGCAUGGAGCGGGACGAACGGCCACCUAGCGGAGGGGGAAGCGGCGGGGGCUCGGCGGGGUUCCUGGAGCCGCCCGCCGCGCUCCCUCCGCCGCCGCGCAACGGUUUCUGUCAGGAUGAAUUGGCAGAGCUUGAUCCAGGCACCAAUGGGGAGACUGACAGUUUAACACUUGGCCAAGGUCAUACACCUGUUUCUGUUCCAGAUGAUCGAGCUGAACAACGAACCUGUCUCAUCUGUGGGGACCGUGCCACAGGCUUGCACUAUGGAAUCAUCUCCUGUGAGGGCUGCAAAGGCUUUUUCAAGAGAAGCAUUUGCAACAAACGUGUGUAUCGGUGCAGUCGUGACAAGAACUGUGUCAUGUCCAGGAAGCAGAGGAACAGGUGCCAGUACUGCCGCCUGCUCAAGUGUCUCCAGAUGGGCAUGAACAGGAAGGCCAUCAGAGAAGAUGGCAUGCCUGGAGGCCGGAAUAAGAGCAUUGGACCAGUCCAGAUAUCAGAAGAAGAAAUUGAAAGAAUCAUGUCUGGACAGGAGUUUGAGGAAGAAGCUAAUCACUGGAGCAACCAUGGUGAUAGUGACCACAGUUCCCCUGGGAACAGGGCUUCAGAAAGCAACCAGCCCUCACCAGGCUCCACACUAUCAUCCAGUAGGUCUGUGGAACUAAAUGGAUUUAUGACGUUCAGGGAUCAGUACAUGGGGAUGUCAGUGCCUCCACACUACCAAUACAUACCGCACCUUUUUAGCUAUUCUGGCCACUCACCACUUCUGCCCCCACAAGCUCGAAGCCUGGACCCUCAGUCCUACAGUCUGAUUCACCAGCUGAUGUCAGCUGAAGACCUGGAGCCAUUGGGCACACCCAUGUUGAUUGAAGAUGGAUAUGCUGUGACACAAGCAGAGCUAUUUGCUCUGCUCUGCCGCCUGGCCGACGAGUUGCUCUUUAGGCAGAUUGCCUGGAUCAAGAAGCUGCCUUUCUUCUGCGAGCUCUCAAUCAAGGAUUACACUUGUCUCUUGAGCUCUACAUGGCAGGAGUUAAUCCUGCUUUCAUCCCUCACAGUUUACAGCAAGCAAAUCUUUGGGGAGCUGGCUGAUGUCACUGCCAAGUAUUCACCCUCUGAUGAAGAACUACACAGAUUUAGUGAUGAAGGGAUGGAGGUGAUUGAACGACUCAUCUACCUAUAUCACAAGUUCCAUCAGCUAAAGGUCAGCAAUGAGGAGUACGCAUGCAUGAAAGCAAUUAACUUCCUGAAUCAAGAUAUCAGGGGUCUGACCAGUGCCUCCCAGCUGGAACAACUGAACAAGCGGUAUUGGUACAUUUGUCAGGAUUUCACUGAGUAUAAAUACACGCAUCAGCCAAACCGCUUUCCUGAUCUCAUGAUGUGCUUGCCAGAGAUCCGCUACAUCGCAGGAAAGAUGGUGAAUGUGCCCCUGGAGCAGCUGCCCCUCCUCUUUAAGGUGGUGCUGCACUCCUGCAAAACAAGUGCAGUAAAGGAGUGACCUGUGCCCUGUACCUCCUUGGGCCGCCCGCAGUGCCUUGGGUGGGCAGGACAGGCUCCAGAAGAAAGAGCCAGAGACCAAGAUGGAGACUGUGGAGCAGCUGCCUCCAUCACAAGAAGAAUUUGUUUGUUUGUCUGUUUUUAACCUCAUUUUUCUAUAUAUUUAUUUCACGACAGAGUUGAAUGUAUGGCCUUCAACAUGAUGCACAUGCUUUUGUGUGAAUGCAGCAGAUGCAUUUCCUUGCAGUUUACAGAAUGUGAAGAUGUUUAAUGUUACCGUGUUGUCAUUGUUUAGAGAUAGUUCUUUUUGUAUUUUGAGGGAGAGGGUGGGAUGGACUAGAUGAAUAUUUCCAUAAUGUUGACAAAGACAACUACCUCAAUGGAAACGGGGGUAUGACCAUCCCUACCUUUUCCACAUUUUCUCAGCAGACCGUACACUUGUCUGUUUGAGAGCAAACUGCCUUUUUAUAGCCACAGACUUACUAAGUAAAAGAGUACGCCAAAGGAGCGAAGUGGUAUAGGGAGAUUUACUAAAGAGGUGGGUGGGAUGUUUGAGAGGCAAUUUUGAUUUUAAUCCUCAACAUUUGAUGGGGAUUAACCAUCAUCUCAUCCCACAAAGCCCAAAGGGCAGAAACUCUGCUCUUACUUUCUGCUGCACCCCUCCCACCCCAGACACUGUUGUAUGUUGAAUGCUGCUGUCAAGUUUUCAUCCAGGUAGAGUCCUGACAAUAAAUUAGUGUAUAGGACUUCCCUCACAGCUCCCUUGGGGCUCACAGCUGCCUAGUUUCCUGACCCAGAUCUACCAAGGCCUACCUUUUCCAGACUCCAUCCCUCCCUUUUAUGAAUUUGAUUUUCUGUAAGUCCUUUAGAAAGGUGGCAGGAAAAUGCCAUGUUCUGAAUUCUGAUGCCAUUUCUGAUUUGUUUUUCUUUAGCUUGUUUCCCUCAAAAGGUAGAGGGACACAGGCCAGGCUGCUGAAAGAAUAAGACUCCUUUGCCAGCCCCUUUUCUCACCCCACCUUAUUCCCAGAACCAAAUCCAAAACUGCCAUUUUUAAACAUAGGAAGGACCAGAGACUUUGCUCCUAAAUUUUGUUGUAAGCCCUCUUAUUAUUUCCAAAGUGAUAUCAGUUUGCCAGGGCUCUGGAACAGAAAGCGAAGACCCAGAGAAAGCCCAUCUAGUCUUUCAAGUAUUAUCAAUGGUCUGGCCUACUAAGCCCUGGAGGGACGGAGCCAGAAGAACCUGGAAGGGAAAGGGGCUUUAAACUACCUCAUGUUUCUAAGGUCUUGCCUGCUGCUUCUGCAGAGGCAACCUGGACCCCCUGUGCUUUAUUGCCUGCCCCACCUAGUUCUAGGAAGAUUUCUUACCCUCCAGACUUUGGCCAGGACUACACCAGGUUUGUUUUAGGGUUGUUUCAGCGGCUUUUCCCUUUGCCCAUACCAGGCCCUCCUACAGCUAGUACCCCAGACAGUUGCUUCACUGGCUUGUAUCCCUUGGUGGGCCUGCCACACCCACAGUAUCUCCUUGAGCCUGUUUGGUCGGGAACUGUUUACUCUUCCCCAACAAAGCCUAUUAACUUACCCAGGAGGCCACCACAACCUGUGUAUCCCAGGUAGUCUCCAUUUGUCAGUUUUCCUGUCCACUGAAAUGUUACGGGUACCAGCAAAGUGACAGUUAUGUCACUUGAUGUCCAAAGUUCAGAGCAUCAUUACUUCUCAGUCUUAUUCCCAGCCACUCUGAGAGAGAGAGAGAGAGAGAGAGAGAGAGAGAGAGAGAGAGAGAAGAAAGAAAGAAAGAAAGAAAGAAAGAAAGAAAGAAAGAAAGAAAGAAAGAAAGAAAGAAAGAAAGAAAGAUGUGUUCUUCGGGAAAGUUCCAGAUAGAAUGUUUUUCAUGUGUUGGUGGGAAGAUACGUGUGUUGGUGUGUCUGUUUGUUUCUAAGUUCACAGUGUUUUUCUUGUUUGCCUGAAUUUUUGUAUUUAACCAAACAGAUCACAUUUUUUGGCUCCAGGUCAGAUUCUCAGCUGCUUUCCUCAAGCUAGGAAUCAGAGACAUGAAUCAGAGACAGCUCCUGUGUGCACACAACAGCUUUCUUUGCUUAGACCUCCAUUUGUCAAAUUGUUAGUUUUUUAAAUUGCUUUUCAAAUUAGUAUUUCACCUGUUGUGUUGAAUGUCAAAGCUCUGAUGAGGCAAGAAGGUGUCUCUCCAAUAAUGUAGUAUUAAACAGAGCAAGUUGUUAAUUUCUAGAGUAAGGGAAAGGUUUUGCAAGUUGCCAUUGUACAAAUCCAUUUUUACAAAUGUUUGCAGCAGAUUCCACAGAACAAAGAGCCCAUUCACUGCCAAGAGCCCUGCAGAAUCUCUGAGCCAAGUGGCUGUGUGUUCCGAGCUGGAGCCUGACCUGUGGACCGCCUUUAAUGUCUUCUGCACCCAGUCCUUUUAUGACAUGGGCUUCUUUUAAACAGGGUAAAGUAAAUGUGCUGCAUUGCAAACUCAGGUAUUAUGAGGAGAAGGUAGGAGUGUAGCUAGCAGCGUGGAGACAUUAGGUCAGCCACUAGAUGUAUUUGUGAUUUUGGUUUGAAGGACACAGAGAAAGGUUGGAGGGGGAGGUUUGGUAUGCUUGUUUUUUGCCUUUUUUCCCAUAAUGUUUGGUUAACAGGCAGCCUUUUAGCUAGUGGAAGAAGGAAAAACUUGUGCAUGUUAUAUCUCAAUCCUCUCUCUUCUGUCCUCUCUGAUCCAGGCCACUGAAAGUACUCACUUUGAGUGAAAAUUUUUCCACCAUAAAAAAAUAUAACCCCAAAAGCCAUGUGGAGAAGGAGAAUCCACCUCCUUGCACUAUGCCAAAACAUACAUGCUUUCCCCCUUUUCUUGUGUAUGCUGUCUUGACCCAAGACAAAAGUUUGGAGUCUCAGAGCUUUGUAGUUCCUGCUCCCUGAAUCCUUUGUAGGUCUUUUGUGUCCUCUGCAAGAUUUAGUAGUCUCACCCUUAGUUUGGAGAAAUUCCCUACAACUCAUCUCAAAGCACAUGACCUGGCUCAGGACACCCAGUACCCAGUGCCAACCUACAAGUGAAGGGGCAUGCCUCUAGGGUAGAAGGAAGCAGCCAGGAACCUCCCUGUCCUGAUCUCAGAACCAGUGGAGGGGGGAACAGCCCACACAUACAGCCUACCUGUGACUGCCCAUUGCUGAGGGAAGUGCACACUGCCAUGGCUGAGCCAGCUGUUAGCCUGCUGCCCUAUACCUCUCUCAUUUGUUCUUCCUGAGUGAGACAGAUAGGCAGCAGGUAGCCUUUAAGUUGUGACCACGCUUAGCCAAAGUAAAAGGGCCCUGACCUCCCAUAGGGCAGAAAGCAGAGUAGACAUCUGCAUCUCUGGCUUUGGAACACUGUUCUUUAUGGUUUUUCCUUGUUCUUCUUCUUUUUUUUUUUUUUUAAUUGCAGUUGUUUUAAGAAAUUCAGCCUUUCAGAACAGCCCUUCUACUAAACUUUGCUCUUUUUAUUUUCUUUAUUUCUCUUUUAAAAGUAAAAAAAAAAAAAGAAAAAAAGAAAAAAAGAAAAGAAAAAGAAAACCCACUAACUGACUCCCCCACCUUGGUCCAUGGGCAUACCCACACUCCCUCUGCCGUUGAUCCUCCUCCCUUUUCCUCAUGCAGUGUCUGUGAAGUAGUGUUUUAUCUGUGUCUUAGGAUGAAAAACGGCAAUCAUCCCACCAGGUGCUAGAAACUGGUCAGCCUUGAAGUGGGCGCUUCUGGGGCCACAGCUCAGGGAUGUGUAUUUAAUUACAGGGUCCCCAGAAAGCCCUCUCUUGGCUGCCACAAGUAGCAUAUUUUCUGGGCUUGAGAGUCAGACCCUGACUUCUUCCUCAGAGUGAGCAGCUACCUCUUUGGCUAGAUGUGGGUUUCCUCAAGACUUCUGACCAUCCUGCACAUGAGCCUCUCCACUGCUCUUGGGAAGCCUGGCCCCUCUGCCCAGGACAAAUCCUUUCUCAUCUGCAGUCCUAAAUAGCCCCAGCUUGCUCGGGUAUCAGUUAUUGGCUUAAAUGAAAGUUGUGGGGAAGGCCAGGGCCUGCUCUAAACCCUAGAAAAAUGUGUUACUGGUGGAGGCUAGUCUUCCAAACCCUGAAGCCAGCCCUGCCACCCAAAGGGUUCUCUUGCUCUUUGCUGACCUUUUUCUUAACUGAAAUUUAAUAGGUGAUAAUGUUUUUGACUCAAAUUUCCAUGGGGGAAAAAAAAGACUACCUCUUGAGUGACAUCCUGGUCGAUUCCUCUCUGAGGAGUCCUGUGGGAAAAGAACACUGUAGCUCCCGUGCUGUUUACAUGUUUCUGUCGGGAACAAAACCCUGGACUGUUGGUGUUUUUGUCUGUGUUGCCAUCCCAGGCCUCCGAUAGGGGCUUGUGGCUGCAUUGUAAUGUCUGGGCAGUGUCUGGGGAGUCCUUUCCACCUGCCCAGCUAGGGACGAGCCAUGCCUAGAAGAGGCCUCACCCCUUCCUGUGCUCCAUAGCUUGGAUUUCAGGGACUCUAAUGGCAAGUGCAUCAUGAGCCUACCUCAAGCUACCUCCCAGUCCUCCCACAGUCCAGUGUAGGAAUCGAAUGAAUGGAUGUCUCUGAGCCCUUGUUCCCAAAGGGCCGGCCAAGGGCUGCCUGCCAGCCUGGCUCCAUCAACCCUGCAUGACCAAGUGAUAGUUGGCGGGCUCUGCAGGCUAUUCAGGCCCUCUGCUACCUCCCACACUUGCCUGCUGGCAAGAGGUGGGCCCUGUUCUGUGAAUUGACUACCUGUGGAAAUGUGACCAAUUAGUGUGAAAUGCAUGUUAACAAGUAUUAGGUACUGUAUUUGAACCAAUAAAUGUGAAUCCUCUGCACGUGC